Molecule: messenger RNA, 4457 nt
Organism: Monascus purpureus
Lineage: Eukaryota; Fungi; Ascomycota; Eurotiomycetes; Eurotiales; Aspergillaceae
Source: the annotation of a GenBank genome assembly
AUGGACACAUCACCGCAGGGGGGCUCGAACAGUGUCACCGUCGAGUACACCGAUCCAUCCGGCCUAUUCCCGCUAGUUCAGCCCAUCAUCGAAACUAAGCUACCAUUGCGGAAUCUCCACUGGAAUUCCCCGAACCGCCCAAUUCGUUCCAUCGAGUCGCUCCGCAUCAGAUUCGUCCCUGCCACCGGUAAUGAACCCUCCGAACGUAAACCGUCCAGCGAUGCUGCGACGGGUCCAGUCACAUACCGCAGACACCAGAUCCCCGGCCUCCGCCAGACGCCGUACUUGAAGAUCUACCUCCUCCGUUGCGACGAUAAUGAUACCUACAAGGCAUCCGCGAGGAAAGCACUGCGGGAAUGGAUCAAGACAAACGCGCCGACGUCGCAGUCCAGCUCUGCAACAGCUAGCAACCAGGAAAAUCAUGAUGCCUUUGAGUGGCUGGUUUUGCACGUCGUGCAAGACGGUGAUGGCCUGGAGAAGACCGUAUCAGCAUCGAAAUGGCCCGGUCGGAACACUACGACUGUCUUUGAGAAGAUCAAGGCAGAUUUCAACCCGUCGUCCAAGUCGUCCAUUGACCGUGUCGCGCAACUACGUCUUCCGAAGCCCGAGGUGAAGAGAUCGCCAGAGUUCGCGGAGCAGCUGGAGGAACUAGUGGAGAAAAUGAAAAAUGCGAUCCUGGCGUCCUUUGAUCUACGCGUUGCGCAGUACGAGGAGGAUAUUAAAGAGAAGGAUUCCCAGCGGAGUCUUCCUGGCUGGAACUUCUGUACCUUUUUCAUUCUGAAGGAGGGUCUUGCGAGGGGUUUCGAGAAUGUAGGCCUCUUUGAGGAUGCCUUAAUAGGGUAUGACGAACUGUCUGUUGGCUUGGAUGCCGCGAUCCGGGAACAGCUUUUUGAGACGAAUGGCCAGCGUGCUGGUGCAUUGUUGAUGUCUAGCAAGGAGUGGAGAGAAAAGGCGAUACGGGCUUUGGAGUCUUUGUCUGUUGAUUCGGACAAACCUAAACCUAGGGAUGAAGUGGAACGAAAAGACACUGAAAUGCCGGUACUUGACCCUGAGGAUUUCCCUCUCAAUUCAGACAGAAAGCCAUACCGGGAUAUGAUUCUGGCAAACGAUAUAUCCAUCUUCGACUUCCGCGCCUAUCUCUUUUCCCGACAACUAACCCUAUUGCUCCGGGCGGCUAGGGCCCCGUCGUUGGCUCCGAAAGGAACUGAAGAAAGUCAGGGGCCGCAGAGAAACAAGAAGAAACCCGAAGAUUUGAUGCUCCUUUCUGAGGUAUGUGAGCGAGCUACGGAGUUUAUUGCUAUUGCCGCACGCACGCUCAGAUACGACUUGGAAUGUGGCUUGGAGGGCGUGGACGACUCAGCGAAGACAGACGUGAUAAAUAACCUGGUAUCUUCGUGGUCAUUCCUUGCUACUUCUCAGAUCAUCAGUCAGACUGCCACUCCGCUCCUCACAAUUCCUGCAUCUCCCCUGCAUGCCGCCAUGGCAGAAGCCAGGCCGGAUGUUCCCAGACGCUCUAGCUCACUGCUAUCUCCACCGUCCUCCCGCCCUCGUCCGACAAGUCAAGAAAUUGUGGGGGCCGAAUUUCACAAACCUGUGAACAAGACAUGGUCAACGGUGGUCCAGAAGACCGGAUCUGAACAGCUAGCUUCUGGAAGAGGCCAGUUAUUUUUCUUAGCACGACGAUUUUUGGACGAGAUUGCCGGACGAUGCGGCUGGACGGAGAAGUGGAAUGAGCAUGAGCUUGGCCUUCUUUUCGCUGAUAAAGAUCGUAGUGAAGGUGAUUUGAAGGAAGUAUCCCUGGAGGAUGAUGGUGGUGACGGUGCCCAGGAAGUCGUGUCAUCGACGCCGGAACCCAAGAAGGUUUUUCCUUUAAGCUGCAUUGACAUACCUAUCUUAACGGCGACAUUUGAAUCGAAGGAGGCCUAUUUCUCUUUAUACGAGGAAUUAACCGACCAAAUGUUUCGUCAUUUCGUCACAGCAAACCGCACUCAUUCAGCUGAGAUGGCCGUUGCCGAUAUAGCUUUCUUGAGAUUCCGACAGGCAGACUACGCCACCGCUGCUACUUACUUCCACCAAAUCUCACCUUUCUACGGCAACAACCACUGGGUCGUUCUAGAAGGAGCCAUGCUGGAGAUGUACGCGCGCUGUUUGAAGGAACUGAAAAAGAACGAGGAACACGUCCGUGUUAUGCUUCGCCUACUUGCAAAGUUUGCUGCGUACGAUCAGGCAAAACUGAGCAAUAGGGCAAAAGCUCUAGGUUUAUCAUCUACGUUUUCCGAAGAAGCAUUGGUUUCGAAGUACGUCGAGGAGCUAUUUGAGACGGCGAAUUCCCUUCCCAAGGAAAUUUCUGUGCCUCUCUCCGACUUCUUUGCGGAUUUGCAUAUUAAUCCGGCUGUUAUUCAUUACGGGGAUAGAGACGGGUUUCAGAUGCAGUUGGCUUUACGAUAUUUGCUGGGAAAACAGAUCAGUAUUGAUUCUAUUAAGAUUCGUCUUGUCAAUGCUCUUCAUUCACAAAAUAAUGAACACUGGCUGGAAAAUUCCAGGAAGUUUGUCAUCAAGCCUUCCUCGACAAAAAUUUUGAUAGACUCCUCGAUGACACUUCAGGGAAAGUAUCUUGUCGACCGCAUUGAGAUGCGAGCAGGUAAUAUUGCCUUCACAAUAAGCGGUGGAAAUUUUUCUACAAUCGCUUUAGGCUAUAGGGAUAUGGUAGAUUCCAACGAUGGAGAUAAUCGACCGCAUAUCCACUGCUAUGCUGCACCAGAUGGGCUUCAAGCUAAAAUAGUCACUCCUCAUCUUAUCAACUUGGACGAUAUGCGAACACUUGAAGUUGAAUUUAACAGCGGACGCAACGAUAUCAAGACAGGAACUAUUCGAGUGCGUCCAGCUACUGCUGGUCUCCGUCUGAGGGUUGCCGAAGCUAAGGUGGUGGAUGGGGAUAUCAAAGUCAAUACCAACAACGAGUCUGGGAACAUUGAAUUUACCCAAUUUGGCCCCAGGUCAUUUGCCAGGUUCAGGAUACCCUAUACGGUUGAUGAGAAUCACAGUACGCUCUCUGCAAGAUUGGAGGUGACGUAUGAAACUGCCCAGGGGCGAUUCUCCUAUUCGUCGGUCUACAACAUCCUUUCAGCACUCCCUAUUAGUGUCAAUGUGCAGGACAUCUUCAAGGAGGAUGCACUCUUUUCCCGGUUCACAGUCAGCCCGGCCACGAUGACCCCGCUUCGGAUACUAGGCUGCCGCAUUCCCAGUUCAGAGGUCUUUGAAGUCCAACCCAGCAUCCCGGAAUCGACAGCAAUGGAUGUGUUCCCGAAGCAGCCAGCCUCUUUAGUCUACAAGAUCAGACAGCGGGAAGAGAAAGCAAAGAGAACAACGCCCAAGAGCCCUCUGCUGCUUACCAUCGAGUUUACUUGCGUGGACGACGAGAGCCUGGAUGCAAUUGAAAGGAAAUUUCGGUCAGACAUAGAGAAGAGUAAGUUCCGGCAGUACACAUCUUUACUUUCCUCCCAUAUUGUGCAGACGGUCAGAACACGGCUAUCUGCUUCUGAUAUGGAGGUUAUUGGUCUCGUCCGAGAGAUUGAAAUGCUGCCUUAUCAAAGUCUUCAGUGGGAAAGCCUCCUGGGCUCUUUAGAGGAGCCAAGAGAAGAGAUUAGGAAAUGGCUAAUAAAGUGGCACGAGGAUAAUCACACGAUUGCCCUUCCUGAAAAUCCAUCCAUCCUCAAAAGACGCCUCGUAAUCCCACUGGAUAUCCAAAGCAUCCAAGUCGUCUGCACAGCCGAACUGCGCCUGCACGGUCUAGCCGCACAACCCACCCACGCAGCAGUCGGGCAAAUGAUUGCCGCAGAACUCCAUCUCCGUCAUACCCGUCGAUGGGGUUCACAAGAAGCCCAGGAAACCUCAGACCAACCACUCGAAUUUACGUACGACAUCUACUCAAAUCCAGACUUGUGGCUGAUCGGUGGGAGAAAACGGGGCAACUUCACCGCCGUCGAAGGCGAGACUAAGACCUUUUCAGUCAUGCUCCUUCCUCAAAAGGCCGGACAUCUCCUUGUGCCCGGGUUGGAAAUUAAGGUAUUUGAACCAUUGUCAUCGUCUGGAACGAGUCAGAAUGCGGAUGAUUCUUCUUUCGCUUCUUCAACAGCUGGUACCGCUGAUGGGCCUGGUGGUUUACCGUCUCAUUUACAGAGGAGACCGGUUGCAUGCGAGGUCGAUUAUCGGAACCAUGGAGAGACGCUGUUGGUAAUUCCUGAUCUGAGGAAGACGACGGUUAGUCUUUCCCCUUCUGGGGGACAACCUGGUUCGGGAUCGUGGCUUGUUGAUUCGGAGAGGAGGCAAGGUCAGAUGGUGUAGUUUUUUUUUUUUUUUUUGAUCUUUAUAUUCAGUAUUCGAUUUGACGAGAUGGAAGCUGUAUGCAUGUAUUAUAUAUAGUCGUACGUCACUGAAGCUUUUUGGAUGAAAACAAU